Danio aesculapii is the source of this 2358-nucleotide messenger RNA. It is a transcript of the gene znf541, whose product is annotated as zinc finger protein 541. The transcript is spliced from 13 exons. Gene Ontology annotation, biological process: regulation of transcription by RNA polymerase II; negative regulation of DNA-templated transcription. The record is from RefSeq and is a predicted model, not a curated record. Gene Ontology annotation, cellular component: transcription regulator complex; histone deacetylase complex. Gene Ontology annotation, molecular function: transcription corepressor activity. Lineage: Eukaryota; Metazoa; Chordata; Actinopteri; Cypriniformes; Danionidae. The coding region runs from base 1 to 2358 and encodes 785 amino acids.
AUGCAAGAUUCCUCAGAUGCUCGCAGUGUGCUUAGGGAUACGACCUACAUAUCAACAUCUGAGCUUCCAGUCAGAGGGUCAAAACUGUGGCUAAACACCAUGUCUGAUUCAAAAGGCAGAAAGACACCCUCAUCAAGCCCAUCAGUAUCAGUGCAUCCCAAACCAGAAGAUGCUAAGCUCCUGACUCCUGUGGGAUCAGACAAGAGAAUCAGGGUCUCAUCGAAUAAGUGUCAUGUGUGCAGCAAAGAGUUUAAAAGCGCCAGUUCACUUAAAACACAUCUCCUGAGCCACAGUGAGGACGUCCCUUGUGUUGGUGGGAUCUGUCAGAGAGCAUUUAAACAUCAUGAUGAGCUUAUUUGCCACACAAUGAUCCACCAGAGAAGUAAGACCUAUCAAUGCACUCAGCCUGGCUGCCACAAGACCUACACUGACAGAAACGCUCUAAAAAACCACUGUGCCUUUCGACAUGGCAUCCAACUCACGCCUCCUUCAAACAGCCUCAUGUCUAGCUAUGACCUGCCAGCCUCACCAUUGAAGCCAAAGGUCAUUAAAUCACCGUCAGGCUAUUGCAGCCUCUACAUCUCCAAACCAAAGCCUGUUUCAGCUCCGGUAUUAAAAGCUUCUGGAAAAGUUUUUAGUCCUUUUGAUAUGGGUGAGCUUAUGUUGGGAUGCCACGCAAAAGAAGCCCAACCGUUUCAGAAAAAAUGCCAAGAACGCCAACUUCAAGAAAGCUGCACUUUAGCGACUGCCAGGGAAUGUAACAAGGUUGAAGAAAGAGCCAAGAUACCAACCUCUACCCAAUCAGCUCUGGGCUGUCAUGCAGUUGCAAAAAAUCCUGUGGUUUUACUGAAAACUGGGUUGGAUUUCCCUGAAUCUCACUCUGAAAAAGGUAAAAAGAUGCUGCCAUUUCAAGCUAACAGAGAAGCGGCUAACUUCUAUACCAGGUCACCAGCUUCACUCUGUCCCAUUCUGCUGAAACCUCCAAACAAGCUAAAUCGUCAACACUCCUUUUCCAGUUUUAAUCCUUCCAUCCUGCCUGAAACGAAGAGUGGUUUUAAACGUAACCUUCCAGAUCCUGUUCUUCCUCCUUCUCCUGCAUCAUUGCCCAACAGCAGGAAGAGGAAGUCCAGCUCUACGGAUGUCCAGCCUGAUGUUACAAAUCCUAAGCCCACUCCACAAAAACAAUCGCGCUCUUCCAUUCUCGUCUCACCUAGUCAGGUGGCUCUUGCUUUCCCAGCCAAUGCAUUUUUGCAAAAGGAGUCUAUUUUGAAAUCAACCGGAGAAGAACCAAGCUCUGGCAUCAGAAAACAAAGAACUUCAUCUGUGCGUGAAGCUCAAUCAACAGCAUGCUCUCAAAAAGCUCUUUCCUCAGCUGGAGCAAAAGAGGACCACGAUUCACAGUCAUCCUCCUCAACACUGGAAAAAGGACAGAAAGAGGCUUCGAGGCAAAAGCAAAACACCAAAGAGACCCUGUCACCACUGAUCAUGCCAGUGUCAGUCCCAGUUUCUGCAACAAACUUUUUAGGCCCCCAAGCUUCCACACAUGAUGCUGAGAGGCCACAGACUCAUAAAGGUGCAUCUAAAAGGUGUCGGCGCUUUAACUUCUUGCACCGGCUGAUCAUUCCCAGUCCACCUCGUCCAUCUACUCCAGACAGCGCCAGUGAUCGGGAAACCCAGGUUCUGAGCCCCAAUUUUAAUCCUCAAACCUACACCCCUCAGCCCAUGUUGAGCCCCCUCUGUCCUGGGACUAGCCUGUACUCCAAAAGCCUCCCGCAGUAUCAGCCAUGCCCGUCAUCUUUACCCUGCACCACUGGUGUCUCCUUUCCAGUCAACAGCACAGGUGUCAGCGUACAACCACGGAUUAACAUUGGUUCACAGUUUCAAGCUGAAAUCCCUCCAGUGCGUGACUCAAUCUACCUGCUGUAUGAAGAACAUCCUGCUCAGCUCGUCUGGGCUCCUUGGAAAGAUCUCUCUACCAACAUAGAGACGCAGCAAAGGGUCACAGAGCUGAUAGAGCUGUGCUGUUCCAGUGUGUUACCAGGAGGAGGCACCAACAUUGAACUGGCUCUACAUUGCCUUCAUGAAGUACAAGGAAACAUAGCGGCAGCACUGGAUUUACUGCUAAUGAGAGGAGAUUUUCGGACCUCCUGGCACCCUCUGAGUGAUUACCACUACACAGGGUCAGAUCUUUGGACAGCUCAAGAGAUGAAGAUGUUCAAAAAAGCUCUGGCUGACUUUGACAAGGACUUCCGACAAAUUCAUAAUGUGAUGGAGCGAGAGAAGGGAGCGGUGAGUGAGAUGGAUGGGAUUGGGAAAGUUUACGAGCCGGGUCAAGGACUCAAACUCAGAAGCCCAUGA